AAAAGUAUCGUUGUAAAGAUAAAGAUCUACACAUGGUUUUUAUUGAUUUGGAAAAAACUUAUGACCGUAUACCAAGAGAAGUGCUUUGGAAAGCGUUGGAAAAAAGGGAGUACGGAUUGCUUAUAUUAAAGCCAUACAAGAUAUGUAUGAGGGGGUAAAAACUAGUAUAAGAACGCCUAGUGGUCAAAUAAAGGAUUUUCCUAUAAAGAUUGGACUACAUCAGGGAUCAUCUCUGAGUCCUUAUUUGUUCAACUUGAUUUUAAAUGUUUUGACGGAACAUAUUCAAGAGGAAAUCCCGAAAUGUAUGCUCUUCGCGGAUGAUAUAGUUCUUAUAACAGAGACAAGAGAAGAGGUUAAUUGCAAACUUGAGUUAUGGAGGAGGACAUUGGAGUCGAAAGGUUUUCGUCUGAGUAGAAGUAAGACGGAAUAUUUAUAUUGUAAAUUUGGUAAAGGACUAUCCGAAAAUAAUUUGGAAGUGAAAUUGGGAGAUCAAAUUAUACCUCAAGUGGAAAAGUUUAGAUAUUUGGGAGCCAUUAUUCAAAAUGAUGGCGAAAUCAGUGGAGAUAUUUCACAUAGAAUUCAAGCUGGGUGGUUUAAUUGGAGAAAAGCUAAAGGAGUUAUUUGUGACCGUAAGGUGCCUAAUAAACUUAAAGGAAAGUUUUAUCGUACUGCUAUCAGACCGGCAAUGUUAUAUAGUAGUGAAUGCUGGGCUCUAACGGGACAGCAAGAGCAUAAAGUUGGAGUAGCAGAGAUGAGAAUGUUACGAUGGAUGUGCGGACAUACACGUAAAGAUAAAAUUCGAAAUGAGCAUAUAAGCGAAAAAGUGAGGGUGGCACCUAUUGAGGAAAAAAUGGUAGAAAAUCGGUUGAGAUGGUUUGGGCAUGUACAAAGAAGACCAAGGGAGGCACCAGUGAGAAGAGUGGAACAUAUAACUUUGAGUCCGAUUAAGAGAGGUAGAGGAAGGCCUAAGAGAACACUCUUGGAAGUUGUUGAACGUGAUCUCUUAAUUAAUAAUAUUUCUAAAAGCUUAAUAAAUGAUAGAGCACAAUGGCGUCUUGCAAUCCAUGUAGCCGACCCCACCUAGUGGGAUAAAGGCUUGUUGUUGUUGUUGUUGUUGAAUUCUUUUUUCAAUUAUUGAUCAGUCCUUAAACUUUGCCUAAGAACAACUUGGCCUUAGUUUAUUGACUCAG
Prosopis cineraria is the source of this 1190-nucleotide messenger RNA. RefSeq lists its product as uncharacterized. The record is from RefSeq and is a predicted model, not a curated record. The transcript has a single exon. Lineage: Eukaryota; Viridiplantae; Streptophyta; Magnoliopsida; Fabales; Fabaceae. Bases 143 to 1084 code for a protein of 313 amino acids.